AUGUUAAGAUUAACGUUUGUGUGCCUUUGUUUGAUCGUUCUUCAAGAUGGAACAGAAAGUUUUGGCAGUCCUUGGAAGUUGGCCCCCUUUGGGAGGCGUUUUGGUUUGCCAAGUGUUGAAGUGGAUUAUAUUCAGAGGCAAGGUCGUCAGCAUUUCCUCCUGAAUUUGCUCAUUCAAGUCCACAAACCUUUGCUUCAUGAGGAACUCAUAGCAAUGGGGAGCCAAUUUAAUGACGAUCCUGGAAGCUAUAAGAAGGGCACGUGGAGAUAUAUGAAAGACUUUCAAGAGCGAGUGCAUCAGAAUCGAAUUCCAGGUCCCUUUGCCAUUUUUAAUCAGCUCGAUGAGGAAAUGCCCCAGAAUUUGUUGGGAAUCUAUCGUUUCUUGACCAAGGCUUUGGAUUGGUCAUCCUUCCAGCGAAAUGCCUGCUAUGCCAGGAUACACUUCCAUCCUCUGCUCUUUGUAAACGCCCUGCAGAUGGCAGUGGAGGAAAGGCAGGACACCAAGGACCUUGGGAUGCCAGUCAUGUUUGAGGUGCUGCCACAGCUCUAUUUAGAAAAGGAGGUGAUCCUGGCGGCCCAGGAAGUAACCUGGAACCAAUUGACACCCAUUAGGCUGGUGACACCGAAGCGAAGAUGGAUGGAUAUCCUUUUGGGGUAUCGAAAUCCCAAGCAAUCUUGGACGGAAGAACCUAUUCCAACCGUUCCCCUGAUCAUUGAUAAUGAACGCAAAGUGGCUUAUCUGAGUCUGGACUUGGAACUCAACUCUCACUGGAACAGUCUGAUAAAUCGACUGAUUUUAUCCAUUGAGGAAGGGAAGGAAAAGACCAAUGAGCCCAUUAUUGUAGAUGGUGAUCGCCUGGUAGCAUUUCGGGGAUCCUUCGAUGAAGUCAACUACAUAAAUCAGAUGGCAUUGGGAUCCCAUUUUCAUAACUCGAAAUUAUAUGUGUACAAUCUGCAUCAGUUUGUGGCUGCUUUGACCAUGGAAGAUUUGGCCACAGGCCAAAGAUCUAUGGAUCUUAUCGAUCCGCCGCUGAUGACAACCGGUGGUGUUCCAUACAAAGGCACAACCUUGAAUAUCGAAGCUGUCAAAGGCAUCCUUGACCUGACAAUAGACAACUUAAAGGAGCAAAUUGAAAUGGCUGUUAAACUAAAUAACCAUUCUAUGGAUGAUUUAUCUAUAGCGGGUGGAAUAAUUGGUAAUAACUACCUUCAUAUGUGUCGCCAAUUAAGCCUGGCUGUCAAUGGACGCGGGAUAAAUCAACCUACUAUGUUGGGCUCGGCUACGUCCAAUCUUAGAGAUCCCAUCUACCGCUCGCUCCUAUUUCGGAUAAAUGAAUUGUUGCAGAGUUAUGAAAAUGCAGAUAUACUUGCAAAUAUAGGAGGCAGAAAGCCCCCAAAAAUAGUUGAUAUUCAAGUUAGUCGCCUGGUGACCUUUGAGGAAUACAUGACCACGGAUCUCAUCAACCUAAUUGACCAGCAACUGCUGCUAUCACAGCGCAAUAAUCUACGAUUCCUGCGCCGUCAUCUCGUGGCUAGACAACGUUGUCUUAAUCAUGAAACCUUUAGUAUUGGCCUGGAUAUAGUUGCUCCAGAGGACCAGGUCGUUGAGGCGAGGAUGUAUUUUACUCUACCGAAUCAGUUGAGACCGCGUUUACACCUGGACAGCUUUAAGUGUUCCCUAAAACGCGGCUUAAAUCAACUCGAACGUGCAUUCCCAACAGCCAAUCCCAAACACACUCUAAGUGAACUCUAUGAGGCCGCUUACCCAUCAACAGAUGUGACCAGUUCCAACCGAUUCCCGCCACAUCUUCUACUGCCGAGGGGGACUGGAGAAGGCCUCAAAUUGCAAUUACUCGUGGAACUCACCGAAUGGAAUGGCUUGGAGUCGCAGUUCGAUGGGGUGUCUGUCCCGGUGCUGGCCAAAACCCUGAAGGAUGUGAUAAUCUUUCAUAGCCAGGCCUGA
This is a messenger RNA of Drosophila teissieri, 1962 nucleotides long. Its product is annotated as fat-body protein 1. The transcript is spliced from 2 exons. The coding region runs from base 1 to 1962 and encodes 653 amino acids. The record is from RefSeq and is a predicted model, not a curated record. Lineage: Eukaryota; Metazoa; Arthropoda; Insecta; Diptera; Drosophilidae.